UUCUGACCCUAUACCGGGAAGGUUGUACAGAUGGCAACACAAUAUUUUGUUAGCUAUUCUUGUGCAAUAGCAAGUAGUCAAACGUGCACAGUAACGAGCGCUUGGUGCUUAACGCAGAUCCAGUAAUUUCGACCGUUUAGCUAAAUGGUUUUAUAAUAUUCUUUCGCAUUUCAUCGACUACGCUUCAAAAUUGAGAUGCAGAAAGAUUUGCCGCCGCCGUAUUCUGAAGCAGCGAAUGUCGGGUUUAAUGUUCCGCCGAAUCCAGGCCCACCGCAUGGGUUUGCAGGCCCACCGCCUGGGUUUGCAGGUCCACCACCUGGGUUUCCAGGACACGCACCUAACCCACAAGUCUAUCCAGGACCGCCAGCCGCAUCAGUUGUUGUCACAAAUGUGCCGGUUAUGAUGCAAACCUUCGGGCCUUAUCCACAACCGAUGACCUGUCCCUCCUGUCAUCAACAGACCACCACCAGGGUUUUGAGUGAACCAAGCACAAAAACGCAUCUACUUGCACUUCUACUGUGCUUUGUAGGAUGUGUACCAUGUUGUCUUCUGCCAUACUGCCUUGACACAUGUCAAAAUCAAAAUCACUACUGCUCAAAUUGUUCGGCGUAUUUGGGCGUUUAUAACGACGCAGCCGUAUACCAACAACGCCGCUACUGGUGAAAAUGUCCCCAUUUAUAGAGUGAUACUUAGUCAUAAUCGAAUCUUCGUUCCACGCAAAGAAGUUUAGAAAUCAUUUUUUGGCGGAGGAACAACGAAUAAACGCACAUGCUAUACAGUUAGUUAGUUACCUCUUCAAAUGUUUACUCGUAUUUCUAUUUUUUUAAGGGUUUGCUAAAUACAAUGUUCACCAAUUAUACUCAACGUC
Photinus pyralis (common eastern firefly) is the source of this 868-nucleotide messenger RNA. Its product is annotated as lipopolysaccharide-induced tumor necrosis factor-alpha factor homolog. NCBI's taxonomy places the organism in Eukaryota, Metazoa, Arthropoda, Insecta, Coleoptera, Lampyridae. Gene Ontology annotation, molecular function: zinc ion binding. The transcript has 4 exons. The record is from RefSeq and is a predicted model, not a curated record. The coding region runs from base 196 to 663 and encodes 155 amino acids.